AUGAAACGAUCACAUAGUUCUUUAGAAACGGUUGAACUUGUAAAAGAGGUUGAAAACACGCAGCCGUCUACCUCUGUAGAGGUUUCCAAAAAUCAGAAACUUGUGAAGAAGCCCACAGUGGAAGAAGCCAUCCAUUAUGUAGAGGACACACCUUACAACACUUCUUCGACUCAUAAGCAGAAAAGCACGGAAGAACUGAUGAGCCAGAUGAUGGAGAAGGUGUCAAACGAAAUUAAAGAAAUCAAACAGAUUCUGAAUGAAAUGCAGCAUACUCUGAAAUCAGUUGUUGCUGUGCUAAUGCCUACACAAACUGGAAAUGAUUCUCCAAUUGACGCGGAAAAGAAUCAAGCAAUAUGUUCUGACGGGAUUGAGCAAGCAGAAAAUACUGAUUUAGUAUUUGAAUAUCAUACAUACCCAUUGGAAACUGUGGAGGCAUUAUAUGCAGUUGAGACACUCCUAGCAGUAGAUGCCAAAUACUUCUCUGACCUUGUCAACAGCAACCUGUUUAAGUCAUUGCCACAUUCAACUUUCAAGCUAUAUACGACAAUGAUUCUGAAACGGUUAUUUAGUAACGAAUUGGCUAUUCAAUUCACAAUAAAUGGAAAUCUAGAUUUCCAUGCAACAGUUUUACGCUGUUUCGAUUCCCUUCGGCUGUAUUACGUCAUCAAGGGUAUGUGUCAUCCAUUUUAGUGAAAUACUUAAUCCCUAAUUGGUUUUCACGUUUAA
Molecule: messenger RNA, 726 nt
Organism: Daphnia carinata
Lineage: Eukaryota; Metazoa; Arthropoda; Branchiopoda; Diplostraca; Daphniidae
Exons: 4
Coding region: 1-690 (229 amino acids)
Source: RefSeq, a predicted model, not a curated record